This is a messenger RNA of Fonsecaea erecta, 546 nucleotides long. RefSeq lists its product as hypothetical. The transcript is spliced from 2 exons. The record is from RefSeq and is a predicted model, not a curated record. Lineage: Eukaryota; Fungi; Ascomycota; Eurotiomycetes; Chaetothyriales; Herpotrichiellaceae. Bases 1 to 546 code for a protein of 181 amino acids. Gene Ontology annotation, cellular component: membrane. Gene Ontology annotation, biological process: mitochondrial respiratory chain complex I assembly.
AUGGUUGCGGUGGAAGAUGCUUCGUUUGCCAUGGAGGAAGAGAUUCUUAGACAAGACCUCUAUGGCAACACCUUCUGGGAGUUCAAAGAUGCCCUCAAUCACAACCGAUGGCGUCGCAUCGUGAAAGGUCGACGAAGAGCCACUCUCUCCUCCCUUUCGGAUGUCCAGAUCUCACCUCAGUGGCAUCAGUGGCUGCGCCAAACCCGCCACGAUCCUCCGACCCUGCAAGAACAAGCCGCCGAUGUGCAAAGACAAGCUCAACUAAAGGUUAUGGCGAGGCUGGCCGAUGAAAAAUGGGCUGCAAAGGCAAGGUACAUUGAGAAACCAACGCCAACGCCAUCGGUCAUCGCUCCGUCGUUGCCCGGUGGCCUCCAAAGAGAUCGAGCUCGAGCAGAAGAUAUUCACAGCCAGCCGCCACAAUCAGAAAAUAUGAGCAACAGCAUCGGAAGCAACAUGGACCAGCAGAAGAAAUCAAGGCCCACAGGCUCAAACCCUGGAGCAAAUUGGGCUCCGGAAACAUGGGUUCCCGGUACUGCAAAACGAUGA